Molecule: messenger RNA, 2190 nt
Organism: Salarias fasciatus (jewelled blenny)
Lineage: Eukaryota; Metazoa; Chordata; Actinopteri; Blenniiformes; Blenniidae
Gene: capns1a
Product: calpain, small subunit 1 a
Exons: 11
Coding region: 187-837 (216 amino acids)
Cellular component (GO): calpain complex
Molecular function (GO): calcium ion binding
Source: RefSeq, a predicted model, not a curated record
AAUAAAUCACGAUAAACUUGUUUUACUGGAACCGGAAGCAGCGCGGAGUAAGCGCCCUGUCCUCCCCUGUCCUCCCCUGUCUUCCCCCCCUGGAAGCCUCAUUCUGGGCGUGUUGUUUGACAGACCCUCCUGCCAGCUGCAACUCUCCGUCAACUUCACCCACAGCUGUCUCUUUACGGACUGAGGAUGUUUAUGACUAAGAAGUUCAUCAGUGGCCUCAUCAAUGUUGUCAGCAACAUCGACCCGGCCAUGUUCGUGCCGUCUGACCCACCUCCACCUCGCAGGCCCGCGGUGUACGCCGAGCAGCACGAGAGCGACGAGGAGAAACAGUUCCGCAGAGUCUUCCAGCAGCUGGCUGGAGAGGACAUGGAGGUGAGCCCGAACGAGCUGAUGAACAUCCUCAACAAAAUCAUUUCAAAACAUGCAGACCUGCAGACGGACGGCUUCAGCAUCGAGUCGUGCAGGAGCAUGGUGGCAGUCAUGGAUAGUGACAGCACCGGGAAACUCGGCUUCCAUGAAUUCAAAUAUCUGUGGAACAACAUCAAGAAAUGGCAGGGAAUUUACAAGUCGUACGACGCCGACGGUUCUGGAGUCAUUGGCGCAGACGAGCUGCCCGCCGCUUUCAGAGCUGCUGGCUUCCCUCUCAACGACGAGCUCUUCCAGAUGAUCAUUCGCAGAUACAGCGAUGAAAGCGGAAACAUGGACUUCGACAACUACAUCGGCUGCCUCGUGAGGCUGGACGCCAUGUGCCGUGCCUUCAAAACCCUGGAUAAGGACAACAGUGGGACCAUCAAAAUCAACGUUCAGGAGUGGCUCCAGCUGACCAUGUACUCCUGAGUGCAGACCGACUUCCUCCGGCUUGUUUUAUGGAACCACUUUGUCAAUCCCUCACAGUACAAAUCAUUUCCCCUCCAUCAACCCAGCAGCUUCCCACAGCGCUCGGCCGAGCUCUUCUACGUGCAGAUUUACUCUGAAUGUUUACGCGGUGAACGUGUCGUAGGAAUCUUUACUUUUCUUAAAUGGCAGUGAGACAGAAUCGAUCCAGGAGAAGCACAAACCUGCACCUAGAAUGGUUCCAACAGCUGAGAAUAACAAUCCUGAGGACACCACCCGGAUGAGUCUUCCUGAUUCAGAAGAAGGUGUCAGCGUCUCAUUUAUCUCCUGCCUUUGGUCUGCGUGAAGUGAGACUAGCGAGAGCAAAGGCAGGACGACACGCGAGACGCUCGGCACGGUGUGAAUUUACUGACAAUCCGAAUGUGAAAGCAGCUUUGCUUCUGUGGCUGGGUACACUCGCAACGCUCUCAUUUCUAAAAUGGGAAUCGUCGAGCAAAACUAUCAUUUUUCCCAACUUAAAUCCGCUUUUCCACAUCUUCUGACCCCCGGCUGGAACAGGAGGAGGUCAACGCUGUGAAUGACCACACACACGGUCGGCUGUCUCCGCCUCUUCUACAUGAGUUGAUCUAACUUUCAGCUGUGCAGGUGUGUGUGCUGACUGGGUCUGCUCUGCUGCACCUGUUGGGGUGUAAAGCACUGCGCUAUCUUGUCACUUCAGUACACAGCGAAUAGCAAAAAGUUCUAAUCGGCUUGAAAAACACGAGCUGGAUGAAAUAAUGUGGCUGUAGAGCACAUCUGAGUGAAACCAGCCCCUCUAAUGUUAACUCCCUGAUGUAAGUCAUCAAUAUUGGUUACUAAUUAAAGGAAAAUGAUGCUCUAAUAGUAAUGAUGGUACACUGUGGACACAGCAGAGCAUGUGCUAAUGAUUGAUUCUCUUUAUCUUUCUGUUAAUGCAUUACUAUCAGGAAUGCUUCCUGCAGCCACCAAGGGCCUGAAAACACGUACUGUUAAAUCCUGAACUUACUUUCAAAUGUUCUAAUACUACAAGUAGUUUAAUAUAUCUGUAUUUAGUUUAUCUAACUGUGUAUUGCACAUUAACAACCAAAGAGUCUGUUCCAGAUGAGCAGGAUAAAACUGUGCCAUUUCGUUUCAGUGCAUCCUGCUUUGUUUCAGAUCACUUUAUGGAAGCCAGAGUGUGACCCCGUGUUAAAUAUUUACCCAUGCCAGAUGUUUAUGCCACUAUAAUGCACGCAGCCAGUAGUGAAGAGGCCAUUAUUAUUAUCAAAGGUUAGACCUUGUAGCGAUGAUUGAACUGUUACUGAAAGUGCUUGAUGAAAUAAAUACGUGUGCCAUAUU